Molecule: messenger RNA, 338 nt
Organism: Frieseomelitta varia
Lineage: Eukaryota; Metazoa; Arthropoda; Insecta; Hymenoptera; Apidae
Exons: 1
Coding region: 92-316 (74 amino acids)
Source: RefSeq, a predicted model, not a curated record
UUUAAAAGCUGCAGAUUCUCGUGAUUAACAAAGCUACGUUGAAUUUUGUCAGGACUGUCAGGUGAAGCCGACCAACUACGAUCGAAGGGACAUGCCGCGAAGCACUUACUCGAUUCCGUAUGAUUGGCUAUUCCCAUUCGGAAGGAACGGUAAUGGUAUUUGGAAAAAUAUCCACGAGCUGCCGCUAAUGGCCGACAUCGAGUCUCUUCCCGAAUUAUUGAGCGUUCGUAUUCUGCGCGGAUUCAAGGAACCCGGUGGAAACCCGGUGAUCGAUCUUCAAAGGGCGCUCGGACGCUAUUGGAUGUCCGUUAGUUGAAUUAAUGUGUGCUUUUUACCAA